Molecule: messenger RNA, 740 nt
Organism: Gadus morhua (Atlantic cod)
Lineage: Eukaryota; Metazoa; Chordata; Actinopteri; Gadiformes; Gadidae
Gene: ndufaf2
Product: NADH:ubiquinone oxidoreductase complex assembly factor 2
Exons: 5
Coding region: 106-537 (143 amino acids)
Biological process (GO): mitochondrial respiratory chain complex I assembly
Cellular component (GO): membrane; respiratory chain complex I; mitochondrion
Source: RefSeq, a predicted model, not a curated record
CCUUAUAUUGUUUAGUGUUUCGGCUGUAGAGAAUGACUGUAAACAACCAUUGAAACAACCCUAUCUAGGGGGCAAAUAACACAUCUGAUUUGCUAGAUAUUUAAAAUGAGCAGAAUUGCGGGGCUUUUAAAGCGGACGUUUUGGAUAGUUCGUGAACAUGUAGGAUCAGACCAUCUCGGUAAUAACUAUUACAUGAUCCCUCAACAGAAGACCUGGACAGGAAGAAGUGUCCGUGCCAAGCGGAUGGUAGAGACUGCCAACCCUAACGAAUAUGAGUAUAUGGAAGGCAGCAUUCCUUCAGAGUGGGACGCUUGGAUCCGAGGCAGACGGAAGGAGCCCCCCUCCAUCGAGCAACCAUCGACAGCUGGACAGCGUUCAUGUGGCCAAGAUUGGACUCCCAGCACAUUACCCCUACCCCCUUGUCGCGCUCCCUCUUUUCCCGGUCCAAGCCGACAUAAAUUGAUUGGAUUAAAUCCUGUCAUUAACAGGCUGGAAAAGCAGCUCAGAGCUGCUGAAAAACGAGCGCUACAGAGUUGAGAUCAAACAGAAAGCCAGAGAUGCAGAUGAGCGGGACCUGCUACUGCAGAGUCAAGCAUAUGAAGAAGGGCUGCUGGCCACUCCCUCCCAGACCGCAGUCAAAGGUCACGCUUCCUCCACCAGCUUCGGCAAGCCGGAGAUCAGCGAGGAGCCAACCAGCGACGCAAACACCUUCCAGCCUGGCUCCUGGACGCCCAAUGCCA